AUGACUGGCAAAACUGCAUCACCAGCCAAAAAACCAGCACCGGCAGUGGCCAAGAAAAAGGCAGCGCCAGCCCCAAAGGAAGGAGCAGCCCCGAAGGAAGGAGCAGCCCUGAAGGAAGAAGCAGCCCCAAAGGAGGGAGCAGCCCCGAAGGAAGAAGCAGCCCCGAAGGAAGGAACAGCCCCAAAGGAAGAAGCAGCCCCAGCCCCAGCCCCAGCUACUGAAGAGCCCCCAGUCCCUGAGCAUCCCCCGGAGCAGCCCCCAGCCCCCACAGAUGAAUCUGCUCCCAUCCCCAUGGAAGCUGGAGCAGAAGCGACUCCAGUGCCUGCAGAAGGUUCCCCAGCUCCCUCAGCUGAACCCCCAGCCCCUGAACCUAAACUGGAGAAACCAAAGGAAGAGCCACCCAGCUGCCCCUUGUCCUUGGCUGUGGAAGAAGUGAGUGAAAACUCAUUCACACUGACCUGGAAAGCCCCGGAGCAGAUGGGCCGAGCAGGCCUGGAUGGAUAUGUGGUGGAGAUCUGCAAAGAUGGAAGUUCAGACUGGAAAGCUGUGAACCAGGAGCCUUUUCUUUCCACCCGCUGCACAGUCCCAGACCUCAGCUCUGGGGACAAGAUCCAUGUGCGGGUGGUGGCUGUCAGUGCCAGCGGAACCAGCGCCCCAGCCACCCUGGAGCAGCCCGUGCUCAUCAGGGAGAUCCUGCAGCUCCCAAAGAUCCGCAUGCCUCGGCACCUGCGGGAGACUUACAUCAGGCGUGUGGGGGACGCUGUGAACAUCAUGAUCCCCUUUCAGGGAAAGCCGCAGCCCGAGGUGAGCUGGAGCAAGGGAGGGCAGCCCCUGGACACCAACCGCAUCAACAUCCGCACCACGGCCCGCGACACCAUCUUCUACAUCCGCCAGGCCCAGCGCGGUGACUCGGGCAAGUACGAGCUCACCGUGCACAUCAACGGUGCAGAGGACAAGGCUACCCUGGACAUUCAGGUGGUUGAGCCACCCGGCCCUCCCCAGAACCUGAAGCUGGUGGAUGUGUGGGGCUUUAACGUGGCCCUGGAGUGGACCCCCCCUGCGGACAAUGGGAAUGCUGAGAUCAAGGGCUACAGGGUGCAGAAGUCAGACAAGAAGAGUGGGAAAUGGUUCACGGUGCUGGAGCGCUGCACCCGCACCAGCUGCACCAUCUCCGACCUCAUCAUUGGCAACACCUACUCCUUCCGAGUGUUCUCCGAGAACAUCUGUGGGCUCAGUGACAGCGCUGCUGUGGCCUCUGGGGUGGCCCACAUUGAGAAGACAAAAACCACUUACCAGUCAGAGAAGAUCCCCCAGCGGGACAUGAUGGAGCCUCCAAAGUUCACGCAGCCCUUGACAGACCGAACGACCACACGGGGCUACAGCACCCACCUCUUCUGCUCUGUCCGGGGCUUCCCCCAGCCCAAAAUCAUCUGGUUGAAAAAUCAGAUGGAGAUCCGGGAAGAUCCCAAAUACAUAGCACUGAUUGAUCAGGGUGUGUGCUCCCUGGAAAUCCGCAAGCCUGGCCCUUUUGAUGGGGGUGUCUACACCUGCAAGGCUGUGAACCCCCUGGGGGAAGCCUCAGUAGACUGCAGACUGGAUGUGAAAGGUAAGAUGCCCAAGUGA
Serinus canaria (Common canary) is the source of this 1623-nucleotide messenger RNA. It is a transcript of the gene MYBPH, whose product is annotated as myosin binding protein H. NCBI's taxonomy places the organism in Eukaryota, Metazoa, Chordata, Aves, Passeriformes, Fringillidae. The transcript is spliced from 10 exons. The record is from RefSeq and is a predicted model, not a curated record. Gene Ontology annotation, molecular function: protein binding. Bases 1 to 1623 code for a protein of 540 amino acids.